AUACCAGGCCAUGGUCCACUGUGGCAGCAUCAGGCAGACAGCCACCAUCCUGACCAUGGACAAAGACUGUCUGCGGACAGGGGACAAAGCCACAGUCCACUUCCGCUUUAUUAAGACUCCUGAGUACCUGCACUGUGACCAGAAACUGGUGUUCAGGGAAGGGCGCACCAAAGCUGUGGGCACCAUCACAAAGCUUCUCCAAUCCGUGAACACCCAGGCAGCUAAGGCCCAGCAGGCCAAGAUGCAGGCCAGUAAGAAGUAUUUUAAAGAGGGCACAGCAGCUAAUGAAGAGGCUGGAUCAACAGCACGGCCACCUAGUCCUAACGCAGCACAGCUUCCACUCAAGUCGGGAGGUGGAGGACGCAGAAGAGGUGGUCAGAGACAUCGAGGGAAAGGACUGAACACUGCAACAAUCUCUACAGCGGUGCCUGCAGGAGCAGCAGGCACCGCCUAAAACCUUCCAUUUCUCUUCAGCUCGCCUCAUCUCCUUUACAGGAAGGGAAAGUGACUAUAUGGCCAUCUGGUGGUUUCACACAAAGACUGACUGCACAUGUUUGUUUAAAUGAUAACUCAACAACUUUGUUGAUUAAUUAUAAAUUAUGAAUAAUCAAGUGAGUGAAUAAUUUUCCUCAUUAGGUCAAUUUAAAGCUUUAUUGGUGUAAUUAAUUGUGGGCUGCUGAAUUUGAUAUUGCGUUUUUAUUUAGUUUGAGUUUAUGCAGUUAUCUGCAAUUGUAGAUUACAUUAUAUAACCUUUUCUAUUUUAAUACAAAGGUUUGGGGGUUUUGUUAUCAGAACCUAUUUAGAUUCUUUUUUCCCAGCCAGCAGAAGGAUCAGUCACUUCCCCUGCCUAAACUUUCUCCACCUUCCACAAUGUACUUUAUUUUUUUUUGCGCAUCUUCUUUUCCUCAUUCUACUCUUCUAGCAUUUGUAACACACCUUUUUCCAGAUGGCACCAGGGUUUGGAGUCUAUUUACUGUCACAUCAGUCAUUUGAGGAAGUAGACUGUGUUUAGGAGACUGCUGGUACAUUGACAUUGGCAGUUUAAAUUCACAUUGGGAAUUGAAUGAACUGGAAGGGGAACUUCUUUAGGGUGGUAGCUAAAAUUCUCAUCUGGAAAUCACAAGUAAAGCAAAUCUUCAGAUGGUAACAGUGCCAUGGUUUGGUGAAUUCUGCUGCCAGUUGACAGGAAAGUUAUAAUCCUAUCCUGGACUUGUGACCACUGUACUGCACUGUUCACCAGUCAUCACUGUCAUGUAACAACAUGCAGCAUCAUUAUCUUCCAUCCAUUUGAUCUCAUAUGGCCUAAGUUUAUUCUAGCCAUUGUAUCAUUGUUAUGCCUUCCUUUUAAGCCAGUGUUGCAGUUUUACUAGUUCCAGUUCAUGCAGCCAAGAGAGAAUAGAUCCGAAAUACCUUUGCCCCCCCCCCCCCCCCCAACUAAUGUCAAGUGUCAAAGUGGCUUUGUUAUGUGUUAACCUGGCAGAGGUCCUCUUAUCUUAAGCCAAGCAAGCACAAGCACAACUUUCUGCCAUUUUGAAGCAGUCUGACCACCAACAAUCCAGAAGUUGAAAGUCCACGUACAAAAAUGAUUCAUCCACUAUUUUUACUACUUCAGUGCAAAAACUCAAGCGGUGUUUCAUACCUUUUAAAUGUCAAAAAGCCAAGUAACAACAUAUUUAAUUCACUAAAAAUGAUUCACUGUGACUAAAAUAUGUUUUGCCGCCAGCUUCUAAGCUUCAAAUUUCAUUACAAAUGUAUAACAGACACAGGAAGUCAAAUUAUUUCAUAUGACCAGAGAUCAAAUAUAUUAUGGUAACCAAUUAUUUAAGUGUAUUUCUAUAUGACUCAGUUUUGACUCUACAGCAGUCAAUUAGCCAGAUAAAGCAUGGGACGGAAACUGUAGAAAAAAACAUUUUAUGGGUCUAAACACACUAGCGAAUAGUGUACAACAAGUUAACAAUGCAAGUCAUGUCAGAAUUUCUCUAAUAAGCGGACAUAAACCAUUGAUCACAUCAAAGUAAUCUAAACAUUUAAUUGAGUUGCCACAUUCUAUUUCAACGGACAACUACAACCUUUUGUUUGCUAUGUAUUUUUCUACUAGUUUUAUCCAAUUGUUUGUCCUCCACCCAGUUUUGAGUUUGUUUUUGGAAGGUAACUGAACACUUACACCCAGUAUACCCUUUCAUAUACAUACUACAAUUUAAUACUGGUCUGAGAGUCUUUUGGGUCACUGAAUUACCCAUAUUAUGAAGAUCACAAACAUACUGAACUGCCAGAAUAUAUCCCUGUCUUUCUAUUAAACUAUUUUUUUUUCUUUUUAAAAGACUUAAAAAAACCUUUUUUGAAGGGACAGAUUUUGUGUGUAUGUUUGUACAAAAGUACAAGUUGUGCAGAAGAACUAAGGAUAAAAAAAAGAUACCAUUUAAAUUGAGUGCUGCCAGUUUGUGUUGUAAAUCCUUUUAAAUAAAGAUGUUAUAGAAAACUGA
Molecule: messenger RNA, 2483 nt
Organism: Micropterus salmoides (largemouth bass)
Lineage: Eukaryota; Metazoa; Chordata; Actinopteri; Centrarchiformes; Centrarchidae
Product: GTP-binding protein 1-like
Biological process (GO): translational elongation
Molecular function (GO): translation elongation factor activity; GTPase activity; GTP binding
Source: RefSeq, a predicted model, not a curated record